UGAGUUGCUGUCAGACGCCCAGCAAGCCAGGAGCGUUUCCAAGUGAAGGAGAAGAUAGUGAUGUCUUAGGCCCCCGCUGAGGAGAAUAUAAAACAUAAAUAAACAUUGAAUUGCUAAUGUUAACUGAUCUCAAGUGCAUUUUUCUAUAAAUUUUUAAUCUAAAAAUACAUUUUUUAAAAUGUAGGAAAGGGGAUUAUAGAAUAAAGGCACAUACCCGGUGUGUGGGGGGAGGGAACUUUACCAAAAAGUAAGGAAUACCCCUAUUUUCAUCAUGAAAUGUUAGAGAGUGGGGCUAAGUGAUCAUAGCUUUCUUACACUAGAGUGAGUUCUAUUGAACUUAGGGAUCAAUGUAUUAACACAAACAGGUUCCAGAAAGUAGAGACCACCCAUGUGAAAUAAGGGCUUUGAAACAUAUAGAAUUCAUCAGGUGUAGCUCCCUCUUACUGCAUCUCCAUGAUGGAGAAAUACUGCUGAAUUUCUGCCAGUCAUUCUGCAGCUACAGACGUAGGAAUUUAGCCAGGGGGAGGGGGAAAGAGCAUUGCAACCAGUGGCCCCUACGCUCAACCUUUUCUCUGCAGAUCAAACCUGCCAGACAUAACGUCUUGGCUGGAACUUGUAAUCAGAGCAAGUAACAUACCACCCUCCUUUGGAGACUGGCAGGUGUGUGUGGGGGUGGGGGGAAGGCAUCACAGGUACACAGGUAAAACUGUUCCCCCUCCCUCUUUACACACUUCAUUUGUGGUGGCGCCUCUGAAAUCUGACCAGUCAGCAAAGGAAAAUGAGAGAUGAUGAUAGGGUCUGAGAAUGGGCCUAUAUAACAGAAGAGUCUGCCAGCCCUCCCUCAAACAACCUGCGUCCAGAUGGUGCAGCUUUUUCAUCGCUAUGAGGCCGUCUGUAACUUUGGCCCCCCUGAUUAUCCUUAUCCUGACUGAUCUGCCGCCUUCAGUUGGCCAGGAAAGGACUCUACGCUUCGUUACAUUGGUGUAUCGCCAUGGUGACCGAUCCCCUUUGGGCACCUACCCCACAGAUCCCCACAAAGCUGCAGCCUGGCCCAAAGGCUUCCAGCAGCUCACUGAGGUAGGUAUCUUACAACAGAAGAUACUGGGACGUUUCCUCAGGGAAAAAUACACUGGAUUUUUGAGUGCUUCCUACAAACCACAGGAGAUAUACAUCCGCAGCACUGAUUAUGACCGUACCAUAAUGAGUGCUCAAGCUAACCUGAUGGGACUCUAUCCAAGCUCAGAUCCUGAGACUGGCUGGACCCCAGUUCCCAUCCACACAGUGCCUGUUAAGUAUGACAAGCUGCUGAAACCACCAACCCGGACCUGCCUACGAUACCAACAGCUAAUGGAGGAGACAAUUAAUUUGCCCAGCUAUCAGGCAAAAAUGAAGGCCUGGAAGGGGUUCAUGACCAAGAUGGCCAACUAUACAGGCCUAAAACCUGAGCAACUGACCCUGAGCAACACCCUCUGGAGGGUGCAUGAUGCUCUCUUUUGCCAGAAAACCCAUAAUCUGAGCUUGCCUAGCUGGGCCACACCACGGGUACUGACUAUGCUUCAGGAGAUGGAAGUGUUUAAUGUGGAAGCCCAUGUAGGACUGCAUGCCAGCCAAGAGAAGGCCCGAUUUACUGGAGGGCUACUCCUGAGUGCCAUUCUGAGCAACUUCUCCAAAGUUGUGUGCAGAGACCUACCCCUGAAGAUGAUUAUGUAUUCUGCACAUGACAGCACCUUAAUUGCUUUGCAAGGCGCACUAGGCAUUUACAAUGGUCACCCACCACCAUAUGCUGCCUGCCAUGGAUUCGAGUUCUACCAAGAAGGCAAUGAUUCAUUCAGCGUCUCCAUGUUCUACCGUAAUGAAAGCGGACAGCAGCCCCAAACGUUAGCCUUGCCCGGCUGCCCCACACCUUGUCCUCUGCCACUCUUCAUUCACCUUACACGUGCAGUUGUACCCCAGGACUGGGAUGCUGAAUGUCAAAACCCUCAAGGAGGGGGGCCAGGACGCACCGUAACUGCUUUGGCUGUGAUAGUAGGUCUGCUGAGCAUGGCAUUAGUUUGCAUGUGUGUCUUGUACUGGAGAAGGUGAGAAGAUGGGCCAA
This is a messenger RNA of Eublepharis macularius, 2095 nucleotides long. Its product is annotated as testicular acid phosphatase homolog. NCBI's taxonomy places the organism in Eukaryota, Metazoa, Chordata, Lepidosauria, Squamata, Eublepharidae. Gene Ontology annotation, molecular function: receptor tyrosine kinase binding; acid phosphatase activity; protein tyrosine phosphatase activity. Gene Ontology annotation, cellular component: postsynaptic membrane; lysosome. The record is from RefSeq and is a predicted model, not a curated record. Gene Ontology annotation, biological process: lysosome organization; negative regulation of ERBB4 signaling pathway; regulation of neuronal synaptic plasticity.